GCCUCCCAGCGCUGAAAGGAGCAAAGGAGCGCAACUGCCGACCAGCGAACCAAUAUGGCUUCCCAACUCGGCGAUGUGCCCCUGCUCGUUCGCUCGGAGAACUCGUCGUCGGAGCGCCGCGUCACACCGUCAUGGACCAUCACGCAGCUGAAAGCCCGGCUCGAGCCUGUGACUGGCGUGCCUGCCACCUGCCAGACGUUGACCUUGACCGUCGCAUCGCAGCCGCCGCAAGUCAUCGAGGCCGCGGAUGAGGAUACGACGCAAAUAGCGCGAUGGCCGCUGCAGGCUUAUGCAGAGCUGCAGGUUAUCGACACCAGGCCGCCGGGCGCGCGCACGAAUUACAAUGACGUCUCAGCUGUGCAGAAGUACGAGAUGUCAACCAGUGACUACGAGCAGCGCACGGACAGUGUGCUGGCAUGGAAAAAGACCAACAAAUUAGGUCGAUUUGACCCUGAUGCGCCUGGCAUCGAGCAGCAGAAAGUUGAUGCUUCGUUCCGCGAAGUCGAGCAGCGCAACAUCAAGCAGGGCGCACGCUGUCGUCUGCUGCCAGACUCGGACCAUAGACGAGGCACCGUCCAGUAUGUCGGUCAUGUUCCUGAGAUUCCUGGCGGAAUAGGUGCCUGGGUAGGAGUCACCUUAGACGAACCUACCGGCAAGAACGACGGCAGUGUCAAAGGCAAACGCUACUUUGAGUGCCAGCCAAACUUCGGAGUCUUCGUGCGACCCGAGCGUAUCGAGGUCGGAGACUUCCAAGUGCUAGAUGAGCUAGCCGACGAAGAGGAGGAGUUCUGAUCGAAUCAACGAUCACUUCAAACCUUGCAAUUACCAGCUGCGAAUUCCCUAAGGACCAGCACCCUGAAAAUCGCUUCGGAGAGAGCUGGAGUCUCAGAGCUUCCAUUUCGAAGGUACCCAGCCUUAAGCCUAGCAUUUCCCUGCAUGCCAACUUCAGCCUUUCGCGCCACGCAUGGCUGCUUAAACAGGAGGCCGCCGCCACCAGCUUUCCAGACCGACAGCAGAAGCCUGAGUCAAUCGCCUCACUCU
This is a messenger RNA of Pseudocercospora fijiensis CIRAD86, 1041 nucleotides long. RefSeq lists its product as uncharacterized. Gene Ontology annotation, biological process: cytoplasmic microtubule organization. NCBI's taxonomy places the organism in Eukaryota, Fungi, Ascomycota, Dothideomycetes, Mycosphaerellales, Mycosphaerellaceae. The record is from RefSeq and is a predicted model, not a curated record. Gene Ontology annotation, cellular component: cytoplasm; nucleus; microtubule plus-end. Bases 55 to 792 code for a protein of 245 amino acids. Gene Ontology annotation, molecular function: microtubule plus-end binding. The transcript has 2 exons.